Balearica regulorum gibbericeps (East African grey crowned-crane) is the source of this 577-nucleotide messenger RNA. Lineage: Eukaryota; Metazoa; Chordata; Aves; Gruiformes; Gruidae. The record is from RefSeq and is a predicted model, not a curated record.
AAUUUCCCUACGCCCCGUCUCCAAUCGAUGAUCGCAAAUCCAUGGUGCAGCCGAACAUCCCCACACCCAUCCCCACACCGGUGAUUGGGGGCAUAGUGGGAGGAGUCUCGCUGGUCCUGGUGGUGGCCGUGGUGCUCUUUGUGGUACUCCUGCGCCGGCGUCACACCUUCCAGGGUGACUACAGCGUGUACGGCAAUGGCUACAGCAAGGCUGGCAUCCCGCAGCAUCACCCCCCCAUGGCCCAAAACCUCCAGUACCCCGACGACUCGGACGACGAGAAGAAGCCGGGCCCGCUGGGCGGCAGCACCUACGAAGAUGAGGACGAGGAUGCAGGAGGUGAGCGCAAGCUGGGUGUCCCCAACAAAUACGAGGAGGAUGCUAAGCGGCCUUACUUCACAGUAGAUGAAGGGGAGGCGCAUCCCGAACCUUAUGACGAAAGGACACUCGGCUUCCAGUACGACCCCGAGCAGCUCGACAUAGCGGAGAACAUGGUCUCACAGAACGAUGGAUCUUUUAUUUCCAAAAAGGAGUGGUAUGUGUAGCUCGGCACCCCAUUGCUACACACACACACACACAC